CCUUCCACGUGCAACGAUUGUGCGGCUAGCUGGGGGGAAACCACGCAACCACGCAACAAGGUAUUUCACAUGUUCUAGAAUUUUCAAAAUGGGCGACACAUCUCUUGUAAAAAAGCUGCACCCACCCGCCAAAUGGGCCCAGAGAGCUGACACAAUCUUACUGACGAUAUCUGUGGAAGAUAUUGAAAAAGAACAACGAGAGCUCAAGGUGGAAGACGACAGAUUUUUCUUUCAUUGUAAAGGCGGCCACGAGCAUCAUGUGUAUGAGCUAGACUUUAAGCUUUACAAAGAGGUUGACGGCAGUAGUUUAAGACAAAUCCCAACCGACAGAGAACUCACCUUCGCACUGAAGAAGAAAGAGCCUGGCACUCCCUUCUGGCCUAGGCUGCUUGAAUCAAAAGAGAAGCAACAUUGGCUCAAAGUAGAUUUCAACAGAUGGAAAGAUGAAGAUGAUUCAGAUGUUGAAGAGGACGGAAACUUUGAAGACAUGAUGAGGAAGAUGGGAGGUGGUGUUCCACAAGGUGAGAUGCUAGAAGGCAUCAACGAUGAAGAAGACAGCGAUGAUGAGGAGUUACCGGAUUUAGAAUAGAUUCCAUGACAACAAAAAAACAGCCAGGUAUUGAGAACUUGGGAAACCUAGUGGACAGUCUAAUCAACUCUAGUCAUCCAUUUAUACCGGAGAAUCCACCAAUCAACAACUGCAAGGACAAGACGAAAGAUGGUGACUCUAAGUGUGGGAUGAAGGUCUAUCGACCCUUCUAUAGACUGUGAUCUGGGUCCAAGACCCUCUUGAGGUACCCUAGUGCUAAGUUUCUCAGCUUGGUGACUGACUAUUGGCCUGGUGUUUAUAUAUUUCCUCCCGUUUUUAUAAUCAUUGUAUUACUUCAUUGCGGUAUAAAAUUGCCCCACUUAAAAAGUCAAGGGUUUAAUCUUAAAAUUCAUAAUUGUUGAGUUUACAAUGAAACAGACUUGUACUUUUUGAUAAUUAGUUAUAAGUUUCAGAUUUAAUUUUAAGCUCAAUAAUUAUGGCAGGUAUUAAAGCAGUAAUAUUAUAUUGGGAUUAUGACGUGCAUGUAAUAGUAAUACAUGCAUAUUAUUAGCUUGCUUUAAGCUAGUCCAAAGACUUGAAUGCUAAGUGCAUGCACUCAAAAAAGCAAACAGAAAUUAACCGAAAUAUCGUCUGAGAAAUGUCCAAUCUGCCGGGAGAUUUUGACGCUUGGUACUCAUGGCUUGCCAACCAAAAUCACCAAUAUUGGGAAAUUGAUUUUGAUGGAGUUAUAGGUAAUAUACAACAUUUGCUUUUGCUGUAGUUUUCGGAAAUAUAUAGAUUUGGGGAUCAGUAUUUUAUAGGAAAUGUUAUACUGACCAGUUAAAAGUUUUGUGUUCAUUGAUGCUGGAAAACCGAGAAAAAAAUAUGUCCUGGUACAUGUAGUCUGGUUCCUUGACCACUUCAGACUAAAUAGAGCAAUUUAUAGACGUCGGGGAAUUGUCAGGUCAGGAAACCAGACUAGCUAGUGCAAUCAUUGCAACCGUUCACUGAUCGGGAAACCAGACUAGCCAGAUAUGUAACCAACUUCAAACAAAAUUUGGACUACAUGUAACUAAUAUUGGUAAUUUGGGGGCAGUAUUCGAAAGAAGAAAAAAGCAAGUUUUUCCCAACGAUGGUCAGCCGACCGUCCUUGGAAAAUUCCAUUUUUCUUGAAAAUGACAGCACACCAGGUGCCAUGAUUUCACAGGACACUUAAGACCAUUAUUCACUUUCAAGCAAGGUAUUUUUCAAUAAUUUGGUAGCUUUGUUUCUUGACGUUUGCAAGUGUUGUAUAUUGCCUUUAAGUCAGAUUAUAUGUACAAAGAAUGGGCCAUUAAUUUCCUGCACUAGGACUAUUUUGGCGGACUUAAAAAAGCCUUCUUAAAAAAAAAAAUUGGUUAAACGGUUCCGUAGGGUGUCGCUGUAGACCAUAGACAAAGCAAUACUGCAAACCAAUGCUUAGUUGAAGCAUGCCCAACAACAUGACACAUUGCAACACACCGCUUAGCUUGACUUGAGAUAUUUUUCUGAGUCUCUGAUUGUCAAAGGUUUUUAAAUACAAUGCACGAAUAAACUCAUUGAAUAAGACUCGGUGAUCUGGCUAGGCAGUUGUACAUUAUGCAUUUUUCUAUUUGUAUUAUUUCUUAAUUCAUAAUCAUUCAUGGUUUGGCUGCCUCUGAAAUCGACAGAAAUAGGUGUUGGUGUCAGAGUUAGCCGACUUUUGUUUAUAUUGUUGUACACAGCCAACAAUGUUGCUUAAAUCUCAGAGAGUGAACGCAGAUUGAACUUGGUGUAAAAAUUGUGGUGUUUUUUUUUAUUUUAUUAGUUCAUUGUUUUUCUGGACAAAGGAAAUAAAAGUGAGUGUGAACUUGAGUGUACGUGUUCUACGUAACCCAGAGGACCGACACACAAAGGCAGAACAACAGAUCCUUUCAGUCCUCGGGAGUUGGAGUUUUUGUUAAAAUUGGCCCUCUGUAGUUAUAAUUUGUGUGCUUAGUCUUUGGGAGAGUGUUAUAUUAUAGGGAGAAAGGGAAACAAAGCAUUGUCCUCGAGAGUAUAGUAAAACAAGAGUGUAUGUUCAGGAAGUGUGUCCUACUGUGUAUCUUGAGAUUAAUUUUCUCAUUUAUGAAGGAUCUUUACAUGUAAUUCUAACUCUCUAGCAUAAUUUACUAGGAACCAUCACCAUAUGGGAAACUGCACACACAUAUAUUUCUGACUUUGAUUCUGGAGGUGUGCCAACCCAAUGUAAAAUACUGUCAGUUUAGGGGUACUGUACCCAUCCUGACAGAUUUCAACAAAACAUGCCACUGGGGUUUGAUGGGUUGAUUUCUUAAAGAAUGAAGUAUAAGCAGUGGUUUAAAAUUCAUAAGUAUGUACAUGUACUCGAGUGGAGCUUAUUGAUUGGAGGUUGAACCUCAGACCUUAGGAUUACUACUCCAGUCCUCGGCAGGACAUGUUGAGAGUUUUCUAGGGAUUGGUCAAAUUGUACCUCUGGGCCUAGAAGCCAUAGAAAGCGAUAAAUAUCGAUACUGGUGAUCCAGUGGUCUUGGGUUCACAGCCUGUUGGAGUGUGUUCACCUCUGUCCACUCACACAAAUGUUUAAGUUACAUACCUAAUGUGGACAUUCCUUUGUUUUCAUGUAGUUAAGAAAAAAACCUGUGGAAAAAAACUCAUUUUACUCACAGUGAAAACUCUUUCAACCCAAUUUGUUUAAUACUAUGUUUCCCCUAAGUGUUUUUUCUUAAUUUUGCAAGGGAUAAACCUUACCCAAAAAAUGCCUCUAAGCCUGUUUUCCAGAGGGGCGAACCUUGUGUGGACGUGGGCAAGUCCACACACAAUCUAUAAAAACUGGUUUAUGUGGACAUCUUUUAUUCGGAAGUCCACACAGUGAAUGUAAUGCUUGUACAUCUAAAUUGUUUAUUAACUUUUUCAAAAUGAAUGCCAGAAGUUGUAGUACACAAGUAUAUGCAUUGUUCAUGUAUGCAAAGUUAAUUCACACAAAAAGAGGACUUUCCAAAUUUCAGACUAUGUAGUGUCUUACUAUUUUGAAUGGCAGAAAUGGAAAUUAAAGAGGAAAUCAGCUGAUCCGAGGAAAAGUUGCAUGCCCGACUCUAAAUAUUGCCUAAGACAUAUUACCCAGCUUUGCUUCCCAACAAAAUGAUAUUUCUUUAGACACAACAAACCCUCAUUAAUUAAUGCUGCAUUGUAAAGGUUUCAGUCACACACACAUGAAUGUGUUUGAUCACCAUCUGCAUUCAAUAAACCAUCGUCAAUGAAACAAUUUCCAAGUUGAA
Patiria miniata (bat star) is the source of this 3822-nucleotide messenger RNA. Its product is annotated as prostaglandin E synthase 3-like. Gene Ontology annotation, biological process: chaperone-mediated protein complex assembly; protein folding. The transcript is spliced from 6 exons. The record is from RefSeq and is a predicted model, not a curated record. Gene Ontology annotation, molecular function: protein-folding chaperone binding; Hsp90 protein binding. Lineage: Eukaryota; Metazoa; Echinodermata; Asteroidea; Valvatida; Asterinidae. Gene Ontology annotation, cellular component: cytosol; nucleus. The coding region runs from base 89 to 589 and encodes 166 amino acids.